UGUGGCUCAAAAAUGAUUAUAUAUUACGUGAUUUCAACAGUGUCAUUCCUUAUUGCUACCAUUAUUCUCGGUGCAGUGCUGAUAAAAAUACUGUUUAUGCAAGCAAAAGACAAGAACAACAACGAUAAGAAAUUAUCUUGCAAUGUGAGCACCAAUUUUAUGGAUGAUUCUAUAAAAUGGCCCAAACCAAGUGCCAGCUUUUUGGGUAAAUUCAAAAAAGCAGCCGUUAGUAGUGAAAAUGGACAAUGCAGCGAAAUCGCGCGAAACAUACUUCUUGCUGGAGGGAAUGCUGUUGAUGCAGCGAUUGGUUCAAUGCUUUGUCUAGGAGUCGUUAAUCCCCAGUUUUCGGGUCUUGGUGGUGGAUUUUUCAUGACGAUCUACAACUCGACGAAUCAACAUUGUUUGUCUCUAAAUGCUCGAGGAAAGGCGCCAGAUUCUCUGAAUAUAUCAACAUUUUACGAUAAUGAUUAUUCUAAACAUGGUUAUAAUGCAGUAGCGAUUCCUGCUGAAGUGCAUGGAUUUUGGACAGCAUAUAAAAAGUUCGGUAGUGGGAAAAUUGUUUGGGAAGAACUUUUUCAGCCAUCGAUUGAUCUUGCUAUCAAUGGUUUCCCAGUUUCUUUCAGUUUGGCAGCGAUUUUAACUGAAAGAGAAGAUCAGAUUCGUCUUGAUAGUGCAUUAAAGAAAAUUUUCAUUGAUCCUAUAACUGAACGAGCAUAUGAAGAAGGAGAUAUAAUAAAACGUGAACAUCUUGGAUUCACACUACGCCUUAUAGCUAAUUCAUCAGAUCCAAUUGCUUUGUUCUAUCAAGGUGGUCUUGCUCAAACAAUUGCUGCCGAAAUCUUUGAAAAUGAAAGCCCGGUCGAAAACAGAGAAUUUCUCGAUGAGUUUGUAAUGUGUGGUCCUCCACCACCAAGCUCAGCAGUUGUCGCACAAAGUAUUGUUGCAGUCGUUUCAGAGUUCUUCGGAAGGGAAAAAGGAUACUCCCUUGAAAGUCCUCUGUUUUAUCAUACGUUCAUCGAGGCAGGAAAGUAUACUUAUGGUGACAAAUUCAAACUUGGCGAUGCUUAUUUCAAUGAAGCGCUUAUGAAAAUAGCAAGAAACAUGACAAAAAAAACUUAUGCAAGGUGGAUCAAAACGAUGAUACAAAAAAAAAUCGCACCAAAAGAAUAUUACAAUCUAAAGACAAAUCAAAGGGAUGAUCAUGGUACUUCCAGUGUUGUAAUCAUCGACCAAUCAAAUAAUGCUGUUUCAUGUUCUGGUUCAUUAAAUAGAAUGUAUCGAUUUGGUUCUAUGCGAGCAUCACCCACACUUGGAAUAAUUUGGAACGACAAUAUGCAGGAUUUCUCACAACCGAGUAAAAAUGGUUCUAAUGGCAACCAGCAUGAAGCAAAUUCUAUUGCACCAGGCAAAAGACCUAUGAGCAGCAUGUCACCCUUAAUUAUUUACAGCAAAAAAACAGGAAAGACUAAACUGGCUAUUGCUGCCUCAGGCGGAUCACCCUUGAUUUCUGCAAUGGCACAAGUCAUUAUCCGAAUAUUCCUUUUCAACCAAACUGUAAAAGAAGCAAUCGAUGCACCGAGAAUACACCAAUUUGGUCCAUCAACGACAGAAUACGAAAAAUCAUUCCCACAAAAAUUAAUAAGCUAUCUGAUCAAUGAUUACGCUCAAAUAAUGGUUCCUAGCAAACAAUACUUGGGUUCCGUGCAAGCAUUAGAGGUCAAAGAAAAUGGUUUUAUAUAUGGCAGCAACGAUUUCCGAAAGCCAGUCACCACUUAUGCAACCGGCUAUUGA
Dracunculus medinensis (Guinea worm) is the source of this 1791-nucleotide messenger RNA. NCBI's taxonomy places the organism in Eukaryota, Metazoa, Nematoda, Chromadorea, Rhabditida, Dracunculidae. The record is from the annotation of a GenBank genome assembly.